This is a messenger RNA of Pelobates fuscus (common spadefoot toad), 3697 nucleotides long. RefSeq names its product potassium voltage-gated channel subfamily B member 1 (gene KCNB1). Gene Ontology annotation, biological process: protein homooligomerization; potassium ion transmembrane transport. Gene Ontology annotation, molecular function: protein binding; delayed rectifier potassium channel activity. Bases 378 to 3002 code for a protein of 874 amino acids. The transcript has 3 exons. Gene Ontology annotation, cellular component: membrane; voltage-gated potassium channel complex. The record is from RefSeq and is a predicted model, not a curated record. NCBI's taxonomy places the organism in Eukaryota, Metazoa, Chordata, Amphibia, Anura, Pelobatidae.
UUGCAGAGGGAACAGGCUGUGUGUUCAGACCAGACUUGUUGAUCUCUAUUAGAAACCCCGCAGAAAGCAAGCUCAGCUCAGCUCUUCUCUCCCUGUGAAUUCACCUGCUGCAUACCUGGCCCUGGCUGUGAGGAGGAGGCCUGGCUGUGUGCAGGGCUGGGUGGGGGUCUGGCUGCACACACUGGAUCACACAGAGAUGCUGUGAAUCCUUAGGAGAAGGUCAUCUGGAUUGUGUGCACGGCAAGAAGAUGUAUUGCCGCUUCCAUGCCCCUGUGCUGCUCUCAGAAUGGAGGUGAAGGUGCCAAUCUAGCUGUCAACUUGCCCACCUUAGACACCCUAUCUCCCUAUCUCUAGAGCCUCGUCCAGUCCACAAGAAAAUGCCGGGCUGGAUGAAUAAACAUGGGUCUCGAUCUACUACCUCUUUACCCCCAGAUCCCAUGGACAUCAUCAGGAGCAAGUCCUGUUCCAGGCGGGUAAGACUGAACGUUGGGGGUCUGGCACACGAAGUGCUGUGGCGGACCUUGGACAGGUUGCCUCGUACGAGGCUUGGGAAACUUAGAGAUUGUAACACCCAUGACUCCCUAAUGGAGAUUUGUGAUGACUACAAUCUGGAGGAGAACGAGUACUUUUUUGACAGACAUCCAGGUGCUUUCACCUCUAUCUUAAACUUUUAUCGAACUGGGAAAUUGCACAUGAUGGAGGAGAUGUGCGCCUUGUCGUUCAGCCAAGAGUUGGAGUACUGGGGCAUUGAUGAGAUCUACCUGGAGUCUUGCUGUCAGGCCAGAUACCACCAGAAGAAGGAACAGAUGAACGAGGAGCUCAAAAGGGAAGCAGAGACUCUGAGGGAGAGAGAGGGGGAAGAGUUUGACAAUACCUGCUGUGCUGAUAAGAGGAAAAAACUAUGGGAUUUGUUAGAGAAACCCAACUCGUCUGUAGCUGCCAAGAUUUUGGCAAUCAUUUCCAUUCUGUUUAUUGUGUUAUCUACAAUUGCCUUGUCACUAAACACACUUCCAGAACUACAAGGUACAGAUGAAUUUGGGCAAAGCACAGACAAUCCCCAGCUUGCACACGUGGAAGCAGUCUGCAUCGCAUGGUUUACAAUGGAAUACCUCCUCAGAUUUUUAUCUUCACCUAAUAAAUGGAAGUUUUUUAAGGGACCUCUUAAUGUCAUUGACUUGUUAGCAAUCUUACCAUACUAUGUCACAAUAUUCCUCACAGAAUCCAACAAAAGUGUACUUCAGUUCCAAAACGUUAGACGAGUGGUGCAGAUUUUCCGUAUUAUGAGAAUACUACGAAUUCUAAAGUUGGCCAGGCACUCAACGGGUCUGCAGUCCUUGGGUUUCACGUUGAGAAGAAGUUAUAAUGAACUUGGAUUGCUCAUUUUAUUUCUUGCCAUGGGAAUUAUGAUUUUCUCAAGUUUGGUAUUUUUUGCGGAAAAAGAUGAAGAGGACACAAAAUUCAAAAGCAUCCCAGCGUCUUUCUGGUGGGCUACCAUUACAAUGACUACUGUUGGGUAUGGAGAUAUUUACCCAAAAACUCUUCUAGGUAAGAUAGUUGGUGGUUUGUGUUGUAUUGCUGGAGUAUUGGUAAUAGCUCUUCCCAUUCCUAUUAUAGUUAACAAUUUCUCAGAAUUCUACAAGGAACAAAAGCGUCAGGAGAAAGCCAUUAAACGAAGAGAAGCUCUUGAACGAGCCAAACGAAAUGGUAGCAUUGUCUCAAUGAAUAUGAAAGAUGCCUUUGCCCGGAGUAUAGAACUUAUGGAUGUAGUAGUUGAAAAGACUGAUGAUGAUACAGGAAGGAAUGAGAAAGUACAGGAUAACCACUUAUCACCCAGCAAAUGGAAAUGGACAAAGAGGACCCUGUCAGAGACAAGUUCCAAUAAGUCUUUUGAUGGGAAAGAUCAGGGUUCUCCAGAGAAGUCUCGAUCUUGCUCAAGUCCACAAAACCUCAAUGUCCAACAGUUAGAAGAUAUGUACAACAAAAUGGCAAAAACACAAUCCCAGCCCAUACUUACUUCAAAAGAGACCAAUCAGACGGGCAAACCAACAGAAGAACUUGAAAUGGAGACAAUCCCAGGUCCGGCAAUCCCACUCUUGACAACUCACAAGGAAGGCAUUGUUGAUAUGAGAAGCAUGUCAAGCAUAGACAGUUUCAUAAGCUGUACUGCUGAUUUUCCAGAAUCUGGAAGGUUCUCUCAUAGUCCAUUUGCAGUUCUUCCAUACAGGUCUAAUAUAAAUCCUGGGAGGGAUAUAUCUCGUGAAAUUAAAGACGGAAGGGAUAGACCACUAUCUAUGAAUGUCAGUGGAGAAAGCUUCACUGAAAUGUACACCAAAGCUGAUGGAAGCCGCCAUUCCACAUUCAUUUUAGACAGUCCCAAAGGUUUAGUAAAGGUUAAAAACCCUCUAAUGUUAAGGUCUCUAAAAGUAAACUUUCUGGAAGGUGAUACAAGUGAUCUUCUACCUACCACCAAUAUAUUAAGCCCCUCAGGGCAUAGAGAAAUUCACUCUAAAUUUGAUGGCUCUUUGUUUUCUGACCAGUCGGUAAGGAGUCCUGAAACUUCAAUGUACACGACCGCUAGUGCUCGAACGCCUUCCAAGUCUCCUGAAAAACAGAUGGCAAUAGCCUUCACUUUUCAUGAUGCUAAUGUACAUAAAUAUAUAGACGCCGACACAGAUGAUGAGGGCCAGCUGUUAGAUGGAUUGGAUUCUUGUCCCUCCAAAGAACUUCUGAGCAACUUGAGCCCAAAAUAUAACAUAUCCAACAGCGGCCAUCGAAAGCCAAGGGAUCCUGUCCACAGGACAGAAAAAAAUCACUUAGAAAGUGUUGCUUUAUCUAGCACAGCAAGGUUCCUAGGUCACAACUGCAUGUACUCUGCAGAAGGUAUUACUGGAAAAAGUCAGGGGAAUCUGGAAACGGUCAAGAUAGAAAAUCACAUUUCGCCGGAAGUUCAUGUACUGCCUGGAGGAAGAGGACAUUCAAAUACACACGACCCAAGCAUUUGACACAGGAUUAAAACAAUAAGGAGUUAUGAGGAAUGUUCAUUACUUGCACACUGAGCUUCUGCAUGGCAUUGACGAGGACUGAAGCUGGCAUCCGCUCCCUUUAGUCAGAGGGAAGGGAUUCAGAGGGGAACAAUAACUUUUUUCCUCUUGAACAAACUUAAGGAUGUUUCUUAAACCAUGCUAGACAUGUAAGUCACAUCUUGGAUAGGAACACUUGCUAAUAUUUGAUCUCCUUUUUUUUGAAAGCCAUUGUGACCAAAUAUGCCCCAAAUUAACAGAAACCUGUUUGUUUGUUUUUUUUAUUAGUUUUUUUUUUUAAAUUGUAUACACAGUUUAACUGCAUUUAAUUUAAUGGAAUAGUAAGGGUAAAAGUGACAACCAAGUUUUUUUUUUCCAAUGCAAAGUGGAGAUUAGAAGUGCAUAAUUUAAUUUAAGUGCAGUUUUAUUGCGAUCUCAAAGUAUGAAAGAUACGGGGAAUGUGACUUAUUCCCCUUGUAUUUUGUUGAUGUCUAAUGUAACGUUAGAAGCUGGAGCACAGCCAGGGUGAGUUGCACCAGUUGUUCCGAAUUUUGUAUUCCAUUAAUCCAGAAAAAGGGGCAUAAAAAGGACACAUCAUUUAUCUCAUCAGCAGAUAUCUAAAGGUUGUUUCAGUGGGGAGAAAAAAAAAAUCAGGGCAUUACACACUUUAGCUAUAG